AUGGAUGCUUCCUUCCCGAAUGAACCCCAGAGCAGCAGUCCCGGGCUGUGCGAGUCUGUGAGCCGUACAGCCGACGAUGCCGGCUUCUACCAGAGUCGAUUUGGGGAGGAAUCGGUGCGUCUUUUCGGGGACAACGUCGACGAGUUGGAGUCUUUGGUCAUCUCGUGCAACGAAUCAGACCCGGCUUCUUCACAGACCAUGAGGGGGGUGGACGAGGUUCUGAGAGAAAAUCGGGAGGACGCCAAAUUGUAUUUUCAUGUCAUCCGGCAAGAGUACUCCUGGGGCAGAUUCCUCCUUUCUCGAACGUCCCUUGAAGCUCUCCUGUCGUACCACAAGGUGUUCCCGCGCUUUUACGACGUCAUCAAUGCCUUCGGGUUCAAGACUACAGAGGACGACAAGGUGUGGGAAGGGUUUCAUUCUCGUCGCACCUUCAUGCCCCAAGAUGUGUUCAAGCACGAUCAAUUCGAACUCUGCUAUUGUAUCCGGUAUGUCCACAAGCACGGCCGUGACCCGAAGAAGCCUUGGUCGUUGCGACAAUUAGGAGUCUAUCAGCAAUCCCAAGGCUCAGACCAGCCACCAACAUGGAUUCUUGUCCAACCUCCCGAGCGACUGGAGCAACGGUUGAGAAACAUCCUGUUGGCCACCGUCAAGGAUCGAGGAAAUAUGCAGACUAUCAAUGCGGUGCUACACUUGGUCGUGCUGUCGACAGCGUUGAGCAACUGGGACGAGUACAUCGACUACUCGCGCAAAGAACUCACCGAGCUGGAUGACAAGGCAUGUUUCUCUCGAGUCGGCAUCGACAACCCAAACGACUACCCCGUUGCAUUUGCGGACAAGCAGAAACUCCAAAGACUGCGGAAAAAGCUCCUCAGAACCCUGUCUGUGCUGGACUCCAAUAUCAGCGUGAUUCGAAGCUUGAAAUCGCAAUACCAACGCGGUCACGGUGGUCCAGCCACCGAAGAAUGGGAUCUGAUCCUUGAAGAGCUGGACAGUCACCUUGCACACUGUGACAGACAUCGGCGGAAUUUUGCCACUCUGAUGGAGGAGACCCACGGAAUAGAUGACCUGCUUUCCAAGAUCCUCUCCUUCCGAAACGACCGAGUUCAUCUCCGGAAUAGCCAGGCCAUGCAAGACACCUUGGACGCUCUCAACGAGAUAUCGGCCCAAAGCGCCGAAGUGGCUCAGCAAAGCAAGCGCGAUUCGAGAGUCCUGAAAUGGCUUACUCUCAUCGCCACCAUGUAUCUUCCGGCAUCCCUACUGGCUACCUUGUUUAGCUCCAAUUUGAUCCAGGUGGUCCAGAACGGCACGCCGAGUGACAAAGCGACCCAUCUGAAGCUGGUGACGCAGUUUUGGGUCUACAUUCUCCUCGCAGUUGUCCUGACAGGUGCCAGCUUGCUUCCCGCCAUCCUUUUGCAACGAAAAUCUCGGGCCAGGUGA
This is a messenger RNA of Cladophialophora immunda, 1437 nucleotides long. RefSeq lists its product as uncharacterized. NCBI's taxonomy places the organism in Eukaryota, Fungi, Ascomycota, Eurotiomycetes, Chaetothyriales, Herpotrichiellaceae. The record is from RefSeq and is a predicted model, not a curated record. The coding region runs from base 1 to 1437 and encodes 478 amino acids. The transcript has 8 exons.